Peronospora matthiolae is the source of this 750-nucleotide messenger RNA. The record is from the annotation of a GenBank genome assembly. Lineage: Eukaryota; Oomycota; Peronosporomycetes; Peronosporales; Peronosporaceae.
AUGACAACUGUGCGGUCACACGGCACCCUGAUGGGAAGGACGAUGUAUAGUGGGGCAUCGGCCAUAAGAACAUUAGGACGCGCGACGUUCGAGGAGAUAACGGACAAAGCUGACUCCGAGCAAUUGGAGCUCAUGAAGGAGCAGAUUGUGCAGGUCAAUGAGCAGGACAAGGUGGUGGGUCCCAUUAGCAAGAAAAAUGCGCAUAUUUACGAUGGCGUACUACACCGCGCUUUCAGCGUCUUCGUCUUCAACUCGAGAAACGAGCUGCUAAUCCAGAAGCGUGCAUGCAAGAAGAUCACUUUUCCUGGAUUUUGGGCGAACACGUGCUGCAGCCACCCACUCUUUACUGAAGGUGAGCUUGAAGAUGGCGUAGGCGUAAAGCGUGCCGCUAUUCGUAAGCUCGAACAUGAACUCGGCAUACCUGCCUCCACGUUUUCCGUCGAUGACCUGGCUUACGUCUCCACAGUCAUGUACAAGGCCUCAUCUGACGCCAACUGGACCGAGUACGAGAUGGACCAUAUCCUCUUUGCGCGCGCUGAACUGUCUUUGGACAAAUUGAAUCCAAACGAGGUGGAGCAAGUGGAGUGGGUUGCGCGUACAGAAUUGCCAGCACUUCUUGGAAGUUCCGUACGAAAACUCUCGCCGUGGUUUCACCUUAUUGGUACAAAUUUGCUGCCGCGUUGGUGGGACGACUUGGACGCUGUCUUAGAGAAGGACAACACCGAUCGCAAGAUUUAUGACUAUCGUUAG